AUGGAAUUGAAUGAAACAAGUAAUGAUCGGACCAUUGAUAGCUCAUUGAACUUAUUGAUAAGACAUCCUAAUGAAUAUUCGACUUUUCAAGGAAUCUCUUCUAAGAUCUUGUCUGACGAAGGUCAAUCAUCGUUGAAAAAUGAUGAGCUUAACAACUUUUUGGAUUUGAACAAAGAAGUCAUCAUCAAUCCUCUUAUUUUCAAAGCACAAGACUUUCACAAAAUAUUAGAUGUCAAUCUUAAAGAAAUAUCUAUUCGUCAUAUCCUAUACACUGACGUCACCCCCAAUAAUGUAAGGGAUGCAACAGAAGUCGCAAGCAUAUUAGGCCUUGACGAGAGGGAAGUUUUGAGAAUAAUUGUACAAACUUGCAGAAAGUUCCCAGAGAAAGUGUUUCAAGAUGAAAGCCAUAACUUAAACUCCAUCCCUGCUGAAAGCUCAGAAAAAUCAUAUCGUAGUCAAAGACUAGUAUUCUAUUGUGACUCUGUCUUGAAUGAACGGCGCAUUGUGGCUUACAUUUGUCUUUAUAUGAUAAGCAACAGAAACCCAACAAGUGAGGAUAAGAUAGAUCUAUUUAAUGAUGCGGUUGAUUCCACGGACUAUGCAAUAAAACGUAUUGAUGCGAUAGAGAAUCUUAUGAGAAAUUUAGUGGAUUACUCGCAUCACGCUGGUUUAUCAGAAGAGCUUCAUUCAAUGCUACUCAAUGACAAUAUUUUGUUCACGAUAAUAUCCUUCAAAAUUCUAAUCCAUUUUUUUGACGUAAUCCCCAAAUACGACAAACAGGUUGUCCGAAGGUGGUUUGAAGUCAUGGAAUAUUUUAAGCAUGCUAAUGAAUUGGCCCCAUAUAUUAAAGACAAAGAACACCUAAUAAUGAUAAAAGCUUAUACUUCGUGCAUUUCAUUUCAAAUGUUGGUUGGAACUAAGAGUGAAUUUUUGGACCUGAAUAGUUAUUUCUAUGAUAUGAAAUUAAUUAGAGAAUUCAACUUGACUAUCACUAACCUGUUGAACUCCGAUGCGAUUUUGGAGUACACUUGGCUCACAGUUUUGCAGAAAAAAAUUUCUUUACUACAGAGUUCUGAAAGUACAACAAGCAAAGCUAAUGACAAUGAGAAUUGUACUAUGGCUGACUACCUUAAAGACUCACAAGUCUCCCUUACGAAGAGGCAACUGGAAUUUAAUCUAUUUGAGGAAUUGCAAAAGGUGCAAAAAUACGUGUGUGGUGAUCACCUUCUUGAAGAAAUAGCAGGUUUAAUUCUAGAUAAUGCUUUAUCAGUGAUCAAGAUCAAUCUGACGACAUCUUAUUAUCUCAAGGAAAUUCCGUAUCAAGACCUUAAAGAUGAUCUAUACGGUCUAUAUUGCAAUGCCAUUUUCAAGGAUGCGCUGUCGAUAGCAAGGGAGAAGUUCCCAAUACUGAUAGCGACAUAUGUGAACUUAAGUACCAUUGGCUACAGCUUUUACUUAAGCACUAUCAAUUUGAAUCUUUCUUUGGAUUUUUCCUUGUAUGAUAUCAAGGAGAUGAAAACUUAUGCCACAAUUUUUGAAAGAUCUAUUUUUUCAAAGUUUUUUGAAGUCAAUGACAAGGAUUCCUCUGUGAUAUCUUUGAAAGACUCAAUUGACGUACACCCUCCUUAUGAGACUAAUAAAGAACUUUCAUUUCGAUUCGAAAAAGGAUCAAGGGCCACUCACUUCCCUUUAGCCACCGGUGAUAUGGUGGUGUUUGCCCACAAGUAUAACGGCUGGGUUUUUCUUGGGAGGACACUCGAAAACUUAACGAAUGACUUUGAUAAUUGGGACCAAGUUAAAGUUGAAGUUAUAUUAAGUAUAUUAGGAGCUAUGAAGGUAAAUAUAGGAGGGCUCGAGACUUCACAAAUUCCCGGAUUAAUCAGUUCGAUGUCAAGAAAUUUGAAUGCCUCAGAUAUCUUGGAUGUCUUAUUCGACCUUUGGGAGAAAGCUUUGGUACGAAAAAACGUAGAUAUUUGCAAAACAAUAGUUAUGAUAUUUCUUCUCUAUUCUCGUGCCUUUGACUUCGAAAGGAUUUGGUCGUUUUUGUUAGAGUCUUCCUUACUCUCAGAUGAAGUCCAAGAAGGAUCUGCAUUAUCCAUUUUGACGUUAAUAGAGGGGAAACAGGGAGAGUAUGAAUUCACCUUCGAUUUGCUAUAUUUUUUGGGAGAUUUAAUGAGUGGCAAAGAGCUUGGCACAAGGAGUAGGGUUGUCUCCAAAAUUCUUAACUAUUCUAUUGCUGUCUAUCAAAACUUGGAUACUUUACACUUCAGUCAUAAUUAUGGAAAAAUGAAUAUGCUUUGGUGGAUAGUUUGGGGAUUCGAUAUAUUCAUAGAUCUGAGUUACAAGUUGGUGGAUGAUACAUCGACAGAAUCUAGCAUGAUUGAAGAUACUUAUUUGUUGGGUUCAGAAAUCAUCGAAAAAUAUUUUUUAACAAGUAGUAAGAAUUCAACGGACAUAACUUCGCCAAUUAUGUCCUUACUUGAUUCUUUCAACCAGAACGCUAAAGACUUAGAUAACAUUCCAGGUAUCAUGUCUAUUCACAAUAUGUCUAUAAUUCUACUUUUCUAUAGACGUUUGAUAUCGAUAAGAUCGUUGAAAGACAUGGAACCGUCGGCAUUGGAAAGAGCUUUCUUUGAAAAACUUCCCACCUUAGUUCUGUUGUAUGCGAGAAGAGUGAGCUGUCGAAUCGAUAUCUUGUAUUUGCUUAUAUCCUUAUUAAGUAGUAACUGGAAAGAAAAUGAAAGGCCAUCAAUGUUGAACCACUUGGGUCCCUUCUAUUCAUUAGUUUUACUAAAUUCAUUAGCAAGUGAUUUGGAAGAUCCUUUUGUUUCUCAUGAACAAAAAAUAGCAAUUUAUACUUUUGUUUCUUCAGUGUUUGAAAUAAAGAAGGACGACCUCGAAAUCUUAUUUGAAGGAAAGGGAAAUUUAGAGAAACUUGUUGAAUAUCUGAGGUUUAAAAAUAGUGUUUCUUUUCCUGAUAUAUUAGAAAGACGGUUAGAUGACAUCAGAACCGAUCCGUACCUGGUCAGUUUUUGCCUAAUGGAUGCCAUAUCACACUGUGCGGAUUCAUGGCUCAAGGUUAACGGGAAAGUCUUUGACUUAAUGAAGAAAAUCUUAUUCGCAUUAAACUAUGUGGACUCAAAAGUUGAGGAUGUAAACAUUCUUUCUCGAAUAAGAUUAAGGGGUCAAUUGUUACAGGUUUUGGCAUUUUUCUUGACCAAAACUGAAAACUAUUCUCAUCAAAAAGCUAUAGUCUACCUUUUGAAAUCCGAUGAAAUACUUCCAAGAUUGCAAUGGGGCGUGGAGAGCCAUGAAAUAGUUGGAGAUAUCUACAUGGAUUCUUCAAAGAAAAGAUUCUAUCAAGAUGAGAAGUUUCCUCCAUUUUUGUAUAAAAAGACGUAUGACAUUUUUGAUGACAAUAGUUAUGAAAAUGCCCGACUAUACGAAACCAGAGCAACUGAGACACUAUUGGCUAUCUUGGAUGAAAAAUGA
This is a messenger RNA of Debaryomyces tyrocola, 3492 nucleotides long. NCBI's taxonomy places the organism in Eukaryota, Fungi, Ascomycota, Pichiomycetes, Serinales, Debaryomycetaceae. The record is from the annotation of a GenBank genome assembly.